ACGUUGCCGCCGCCUGCCCUGCUGCUGUCUGGUUGUCAGCAGCCCUACGGUCAGCAGAGCUACAGUCAUGGCCGUCCUCAGCAAAAUACCGCACAACUGCUACGAGAUCGGCCAUACCUGGGACCCGUCGUGCGUGCAGUCUGCUGUGGAUGUAGCCAGGGGUGCUCUGGAGGUCUCCUUCAAAAUAUACGCCCCUCUUUACCUGAUAGCAGCAGUUCUAAGGAGAAGGAAGAAGGAUUACUAUUUGAAAAGGCUUCUGCCAGAGAUCCUGUGGUCUACCUCUUUCCUCACUGCCAAUGGCGGUCUCUACAUUGUUUUCUUCUGCAUCCUCAGGAAACUGUUGGGAGGGUUCUACUCCUGGUCCGCCGGGUUCGGCUCGGCGCUGCCAGCCUCCUAUAUUGCCAUCCUCCUGGAGCGCAAGAGCAGGAGAGGGCUUCUGACAAUAUACAUGACAAAUCUUGCCACUGAGACUUUGUUCCGCAUGGCAGUGACACGAGGCAUCGUCAAACCCAUCAAACAUGGCGAGGUGCUCUUGUUCUGCAUAACUGCAUCGCUCUUCAUGUUCUUCUUCAGGAGUAAAGACGGUCUCAAAGGCUUUGCAUUCUCUGCAUUAAAGUUCAUGAUUGGGAAAGAAGAGAUUCCAACUCACUCUGUCGUGGGAGAACAGAUCUGCACAAUGCCUCACGAGAGGACAGCUGCUGUAGAGGCCGAGGAUUCACAGGGGCCAAGAGAGAGUCCCGACUCCAGGAGAAAAGCUCUGGUAGCCCGCACCAGGGAACUGAUAGAAUCAAUAUGCAAAAAGGGUCCAAGACACAGAUGUUGUAAACAUUACCAAGACAACUGCAUUUCCUACUGUUUGAAAGGUUUUGUCAGGAUGUUCAGUGUUGGAUACCUGAUUCAGUGUUGUCUUAAAGUGCCUUCAGCAUUCAGAUACAUGUUUACUAAACCUUCACGGCUCCCAUCCCUCUUCUACAACAAAGAAAACUUCCAGCUAGGGGCCUUUCUAGGAUCUUUCGUCAGUAUCUAUAAGGGGACAAGCUGUUUGCUGCGCUGGCUGCGCAACAUUGAUGAUGAACUCCAUGCACUGAUUGCUGGCUUCCUGGCUGGUAUGUCGAUGUUCUUCUACAAAAGCACAUCAAUAUCCAUGUAUCUCUUCUCAAAGCUGGUGGAGACCAUGUACUUCAAGGGCAUUGAGUCUGGACGGUUCCCUUACUUUCCUCAUGCAGACACAGUCCUGUAUGCCAUCUCCACUGCUAUCUGUUUCCAAGCUGCUGUGAUGGAAGUGCAGAACCUCAGACCUACAUACUGGAAGUUCCUGCUGCGUUUAACGAAGGGCAGAUUCGCUCUGAUGAACCGACAGUUGCUUGAUGUGUUUGGGACUCAAGCCUCCCGGGACUUUGGAGGCUUUGCUCCCAAACUGGACCCUCGUUUCACCAGCAUGCUUCCACCAGGAGCCGACAUCCAGCUGGGUUGAGUCGGGACCAGUCUGUGAGAGGGGCCUUUUCAGGGUUACCUCAACAGGAAAUGGACAGGUUGUCUGUUAUUUUUGAGUAACCUAAGGAUCUCUUUCUGAAGGGGUUAUUACAACUCAGAAGAAGUGAUGUGGUGUUAUGAGAUGCGAUAUGCUUUGGAGGAUUUUAGGCCUAAGCAGGGCAUCAUGAGUUUCAAGUGUGGUGCUGCACAAGAACACAUACACUGACUAGGCUUGUAUAAAAAACAGGUAACUGGUAAAGUAUUUAUUAUUAAUGACUAAUUAUUGUUUAUACUUAUUAUUAUAUUCAGUCCUAAUGAAACAGAACAAAAUAGAUACUAAUGAUACAUGUUUUAAAUUUUGGCAGAUUUCUCAUUAUGCAUUUGGCAGGGUGACAUUACAUGUUCUGUAAGAUAUGGAUGGUAGUAUGAAGGUAGAUAUUACCUAUUGUUAUUCGAGUGGUUACCCUAACAACAGGGCGAGACUCACUAAUCUUUUUGAAUGAGGAACUGUGAUACCUGAUUUUGACAGUGAUUUAAUAGGAGAAAGACUUUGGGCUCAUUACUUGAUCAUUUCUGAAUGUGUACUGUUUCAAUUGGUGUAAGUGAUGAUGUAUGUAAUUAUGUAGCCUGAUUGAAUAUUUUAUUCAAUAGUAGACAAUGGGAGAGGUAAUUACAUUGCGGUCUAUGAUGUGAAACACAGGGAUGGAGUCACCAUUUCUAACAAGUAACUCAAAUUGAUUUUGGUUUUGUUGAUUUUUUUAAAUGCAAGUUUUACCAAACCUUA
This is a messenger RNA of Anoplopoma fimbria (sablefish), 2257 nucleotides long. It is a transcript of the gene tmem135, whose product is annotated as transmembrane protein 135. The coding region runs from base 68 to 1474 and encodes 468 amino acids. The transcript is spliced from 15 exons. The record is from RefSeq and is a predicted model, not a curated record. Lineage: Eukaryota; Metazoa; Chordata; Actinopteri; Perciformes; Anoplopomatidae.